CCUUCACGGAAUCUCCGCUACCUUACAGUUGUCGCCUUCUCAUUGGACCUCUCCUUCCUCCACUCGCUUUAUUUAUUUAAACUUCAUAUUUCUACUCUCGUACAAAACAAUUAGAUCCCCGUCCGUGUUCGAAAUCCCUUUAUACGCAUUACAUUUUAGAUUGAUAUAGCAAAGAUGUCGCCUACUGAAUCAACUCGUGAGGAAAAUGUGUACAUGGCCAAGUUGGCUGAGCAAGCUGAACGAUAUGAAGAAAUGGUGGAGUUCAUGGAGAAAGUUGCAAAGACUGUUGAUGUUGAGGAGUUAACUGUGGAAGAAAGGAACCUUCUCUCUGUUGCUUACAAGAAUGUGAUUGGGGCCAGGAGGGCUUCAUGGAGGAUCAUCUCUUCCAUUGAGCAAAAGGAAGAAAGCAGAGGAAAUGAAGACCAUGUGUCAGCCAUCAAAGAUUACAGAGGCAAAAUUGAGGCUGAGUUGAGCAAGAUCUGUGAUGGAAUUCUGAGUCUCCUUGAGUCGCAUCUGAUUCCUUCAGCGUCUUCUGCUGAGUCCAAGGUGUUUUACCUUAAGAUGAAGGGUGAUUAUCACAGGUAUUUGGCCGAGUUCAAGACUGGUACUGAGAGGAAGGAAGCUGCUGAGAGCACUUUGUUGGCUUACAAGUCUGCUCAGGAUAUUGCUUUGGCUGAACUUGCUCCUACUCACCCAAUAAGGCUGGGACUGGCUCUCAACUUCUCAGUGUUUUACUAUGAAAUCCUUAACUCACCUGAUCGUGCUUGCAAUCUCGCCAAGCAGGCUUUUGAUGAGGCUAUCUCUGAGCUGGAUACAUUGGGUGAAGAAUCAUAUAAGGACAGUACAUUGAUAAUGCAACUCCUCCGAGACAAUCUUACACUUUGGACUUCUGAUAUCAACGAUGAUGCUGGGGAUGAGAUUAAGGAGGCAUCAAAACGUGGUGAAUAAAGCGACAGGCAGCAGUGAUGAGUUUCAGUUGAUAGGAUAUGUACUCUAUAUCUUUAUCUUGUGGCUUUAAAUCGACUUGGACAAAAUGUUCCAACUGAUUGUAAACUAGCUUAAAUUAUUGAUCAGAAGAAUUUGGUUUGGCUUUCAUGUA
Mangifera indica (mango) is the source of this 1099-nucleotide messenger RNA. Its product is annotated as 14-3-3-like protein. The transcript is spliced from 5 exons. The coding region runs from base 175 to 948 and encodes 257 amino acids. Gene Ontology annotation, cellular component: cytoplasm. NCBI's taxonomy places the organism in Eukaryota, Viridiplantae, Streptophyta, Magnoliopsida, Sapindales, Anacardiaceae. Gene Ontology annotation, biological process: signal transduction. The record is from RefSeq and is a predicted model, not a curated record.